Periophthalmus magnuspinnatus is the source of this 8187-nucleotide messenger RNA. Its product is annotated as peripheral-type benzodiazepine receptor-associated protein 1. The record is from RefSeq and is a predicted model, not a curated record. Gene Ontology annotation, molecular function: protein binding. The coding region runs from base 826 to 6957 and encodes 2043 amino acids. Gene Ontology annotation, biological process: neuromuscular synaptic transmission. The transcript is spliced from 32 exons. Lineage: Eukaryota; Metazoa; Chordata; Actinopteri; Gobiiformes; Gobiidae.
GCAGCAAUGAUUGGGUCCCUGCUCACAGGCUGCCUUUUUGUGAUAGGGUGACGGAAAUGGUCCUCCCUGCCCCCCUCCUCUUUGCAACAACACGCACCAUCUUGCACACACAUUUUUCGUCCUAUUUUUUCACCUUUAUGGUUGUGGAAGCUCUGUGGAACCAAGCUGUAAAUCUGCUCCGGAGUGCUAGAUUUUUGGCUUUUCCAGGAACAUCGAACAUCUAAGAUAGAGCAGACAUCUCCAGCUAAAGACUUGACAUGCCACCCACAUCCACUGCUUCUUGAGCGAAAAGCAACUGGAGACCUGUUAGUCAGAUCCUUCUACCAAGCACGCCUGCUCUUGUUUGCUAUUUCAUCAUGGCCUGCACUUUUUAGUCUCAUUUGGUGACAUUUUGUCUAGGAGAACAAAGAACAAUGGUCAUGCAGGGGUCCUGUGAGUAAGAAACAGAUCUGACUUCUAUGCAUUUUAAACUGAUCAGAGGAUGGCUAAGGAAGCUUAUGGGAUGAUGACAGGGUUAAUGUCACUCUCCAAAUCCGAAGAUGGAAAAACGUAACAUCCCUUUUGAGCUGUUUUAUCCUCACUUUCAUCUUGGCAUAGAGACACAGAGAUAGCAGUUGUUACAUUGACUGUGCCAUUUUUCGGCAAUUUACCGUUGUGGAAAUGAAGUCGCUUUGCUCAGACAGUCCUGAACCACUGCGGAGGAGUACGUCUUUUUAGGCCGAUCGUUGUGACAAAUAAAAAUCUAAUGAUGGCUUGGUCGGUAUCAGGUAGCUUUGUUGGUCAUACUCAUCCCUGAUUUGUGUUUGAUCUUUGAAGGAGUAAUGUAUGACUGUACUUGAAUGGUGGGAGCCUGAAGUGGCGCACACAGAAAUGGAUGUUUGUAAAGAGGCAGAAGCUUUGGGACUUCAGCCCAAUGUGGUGAUUUCAGAUGGGAACAGUAGUGAGCACUGCACUGAGGACAAGCCAGCCCCAACCCCAUCCAUGCUGGGGAAGAGACACCAUUCACUCUACGCAAGUCUCAAUGGUUAUGAAGGGGAAGCCAUGAGAAAGAAUGGCACUGACUACAACAUCUUGGUUCGUCAGAACUCAGAACUGUUACGAGCACUGGAUGCUCUGGAGAAGACUUGUGCUACACUGCGAGAGGAGAAUGGUUUGCUGCGGAAGAGCAGUGCCCCAGAGACUGAGGAGAAGGUCAGGAGGUUGAGAAGGAAGAACACAGAGCUGGCUAUUCUUGCAAAAAGACUGGAAGACCGGGCACUGAAACUACAAGAGGCGAAUCUCAGAGUGGUGAACCCUCCCCUGAUGAGGCCAGGGUCAGUGGAGCACUACAAACGAGCCUUUGCCCGUCAGAGAGCCCGAGAUUUGGCCCAACAUGCAGAUGUGCUGCUGUGUAAAGACAAGGAGAUAGCCGCUCUGCAACAAGAGUGCAGGGAGCUAGAGGAACAGCUGGGAACCACAAAGAGGUCCCCUGUUUCAUCUGGGGAAUUUGAAAAGCUUUUGAGAGAGUCCCAGAAGGAGGUGUUGCGGCUGCAAAGACAACUGUCAGUCACAUCGUCCACACAACAGCACAGCACCAUCACUCCUGAUGACCUAAUGCAGUGUGGGGGUACUGAGAAAGGAGACAAGGAAAAGAGGGUUGUUCGUGAAACCCCUUGUGUGGCGUUUGAUGAAGUUUCGUCAAGAAAUGAGAAAACCCCCAGAGAAGAGGAGGAGUUGGGGCAGCGUUUGACGCCCGUCCCGGGCCUCAGCCCGACCCCCUCCCAAAAGGAGGAGCAGUCUCAGGACCACCUACAUUUUCUGGAAAGUGAACUGAGUAAGAAAAGAAAAGAAUGUGAAAAUCUCGAACAUGAAGCAAAGAAGCGACAAAGAAGAUGUCUAGAUUUGGAGAACCAGCUUGAAGAGGAGCGAUGUAAAAAUGAGCAACUAAAAGAGGAGACAGAUCUCCUCCGGAGGAAGGCACAGCUGCUCUACCAGACUCAGACUGAAAAUGAUGAGCUGAGGGAAGAUCUCUCUGAAGUGACUGCUCAACACAAUUCAGUUCUCGAGGAGAACCAAAGACUCCGUGCCAAACUGGAGAACUUAGAGCAGGUCCUAAAGCAUAUGCGAGAGGUUGCUGAGCGAAGGCAGCAGCUGGAACUGGAACAUGAGCAGGCACUGGCAAUCCUUAAGUUCAAACAGGAUGAAAUCAAACGAUUACAGCGGGCUCAGUUAUUUGCCAAAAGGGAACAUGAAGGAGUUGUUCAAAUGUUGGAGGACUUGGUUCAGCUUGUGUUGCAGAGAGAGCUGUCCAAGGUCCGGGAUCUGGAGGAGAAAUGCCGCGGACAGAGCGAACAGUUCGGCCUGUUAUCCCAGGAGCUGGAAAAGUUUCGGAUGCAGGCUUCAAAGGUGGAUCUGGCUGCCUCCACUCUCCCCAACAACCCCAGCCUCUCUGUUCUGACCAAUGGACUGGGCCUCACAGCUGACAGGGACUGCAGUGGCUCUUUGGAUAUGGUGUCUCUUGGUGAAAUAGCCUUCUGGAGUCUUGAGGGGGGUGACCCUCUCCCUGGUUCUGAAGGGAAUGAACUGCUUGAUGUGGCAGAAGCUCUUCGCAUUGGGGUCACUCCUCAUGCUGCAGGAUUGUCCCGGGUACAGCGGUCUCCUGUUACGAAACAUAGAGAGCUGCCAACCAUCAGUGUCAGCAAGUCCCUCUCUUCCUCCAGCAAGUCUGAAGCAACACGCCUCACCCCAAAAUCUGACACUCACCUAAGCCCUCACAAGUCAAGCCCUACACAUGAGGUGGAUACAGCCAGUGAAGUGGAGGAGUUGGACAUUGAUGUUGCCCCAGCGCCUUACAGUGUCAACAGGGGAGCAUCUAAGCUUCAAGUUUUUAUUGCACGAUACAGCUACAAUCCUUAUGAUGGCCCCAAUGACAACCCUGAGGUGGAGCUUCCACUCACUGCAGGAGAAUACAUUUAUGUGUAUGGAGACAUGGAUGAAGAUGGCUUCUAUGAAGGAGAACUUAUGGAUGGCCGCAGAGGGCUGGUUCCCUCUAACUUUGUGGAGCGUGUUUCAGAUGAUGAAGUUAUUGGUUCUCAUCAUCCAGAGACUGUGGAUAUCUCCCAUAAUUCUCUGCUUGACAGCAGCCUGCACAGUGCCAGCCACCAGCAUUACCUCCACACUGGAGUUAGCGGUUCCCAGAGGACAGAGUCCUCCGCUGCUCCUGGUCCUGCCUACACCCCUGCAGAUCCAGCAUUGGCCUUGGCAGUCCCGACCCCUCUCACAAAUGGACUAGACCUGGACUUCGAGGAGGUGGGAGUGGACAUUGUGCCUUACCCACGGAAGCUCACUCUUAUCAAGCAGCUCGCCAAGAGCAUCAUUAUCGGCUGGGACCCCCCGUCGGUGCCGGCUGGGUGGGGCAAUGUAUUGAGCUAUAGCGUGUAUGUGGACCAGGAGCUGCGGCUCAGUGUGCCCUUUGGUUCCCAGAACAAAGCUGUGCUGGAGCGUUUGGAUAUAACUCUGAAGACCUACCGUGUGUCUGUGCAGAGCCUGACAGAGAAGGGACCCUCUGAUCAGCUGCGAUGUAGCAUGCUGGUGGGCCGCGAUGUAAGUGUGGCACCAACUCAGCUGAAUAUCGACAGAGUCACUGCAACCACAGCCAACUUGAGCUGGCUGCCCUGCAACAGUAACUAUGUGCACAUUGUGUCCUUGAAUGGAGAGGAGUAUGAACUGGUAAAGGCUGGCUGCUACUCACUGUGCCUCACAAACCUCUGUCCAAGCCUGCAGUACACAGUCAAAGUAGAAGCACGGCCACACCGCACCCCCUGGGAGUUACCUGUGGAGCGGCGCGAACACAGGGUCUCUACUGUCACAUUCAAAACAUUAAUGGCAGGUCCUCCCGACGCUCCUCUGGAUGUCCAGCUGGAACAGGGGCCUUCUCCGGGCAUUGCGCUCAUCAGCUGGUUGCCAGUUACCAUAGAUGCAGCUGGAACAUCUAAUGGAGUACGUGUCACAGGGUACAGCAUCUAUGCUGACAAGAGAAAGGUUCUGGAGGUGUCGUCCCCCACCGCGGGCAGUGUCCUGCUGGGUCCGUCUCAGAUCCAGUCUCUGCAGGGAGCGCGGGAGCUUACUGUGCGCUCCAUGUCUGCUCAUGGGGAGUCAUGUGACUCUCUGCCAGUGAACGUACCCUUUAAGCUGGAUGCCCUUCUGACAGGCCCAUCUAUUACCCCUCCUGUUGUGCCACCACCUCCCUGUGUCCCAGUCUCCCCUUGUAGCCUUCCAUCCCCUGGUUUCUCCGGAAAUGUACCUGCCAACGUGUCCAUGUUACCCAGCACAUUGCUGCCAAACACACAAGCCACUAGUCAUGUGGUGGAACCUUUUGCCAAUCAGCCUAAUGCUCUAGCUGCAGAGGAUCCCUGUCCUGUCUAUGUACAGGGCUGGGCCAACCCCUCGUCAGCUGCUGCCUUGGCUGUGUGUGACUCGGCGUUACCAGCAGCCUCCAACUCCCCUCCUAUGGUUAGCGUGACCUCACCCAUUACCACAAUGCCUACACAAGGUGCAGUCCUGUCAGUGGCAGCAAUGGCGCAAAGCAGAGACACUGACAGCCCUGGGCUCAUACGUCCUUUCCCGUCCAUAACCGAGUUCAUCGAGGACCCCUGUGCCAAGCUGGAGCCCAUUCUGACCCCGCCAAAAGCCACAACCACAGACCUCCUCUGUCCUCAGGACAGCCGGCUUCUGCGGCCCCCCAGCACCUCCCCUCUGGACUCCGAGGUAGAGGAGGAGCAGGAAAACACACGUCUGGUGUCCAUAGAAGAGUUCUUAAGGCAAGAUCACGAGCCAUCAAGCAACAGAAGGCAGCAGACUUAUGGGAAAGGCCUGGUAGAACCCCUCAGUGACUACCACGCAGAUAACAGCCGUUCAGACUUGUCAGACAUCUUGGAAGAAGAAGAGGAAGACCUCUCCUCUGACCAUCUUGGAGAAACACAAACUAUGGGAUACAUAGCUGCAGCUAACAGGCUAAAAUCCUGCAGAAUGGAUACACCAGAAAGUGAUGAAGAAGUUGUGGAAAGAAUUCUUAAACUGCCUCCUCAGGUGUACCAGAGCAAACAACUCUCCAUUAUCCCAGAGACCACAGAGGAAGAGGACCGCAGCUUACAAGAGUCUUUAUUACACCACACACAGCCACGAACUAGGCCCAGAGACCAGAGAGACCCCAGAGAUCCCAGAGAGCCCAGGCCCCUGCAGCAUGCUCCUCAGCACCUGCCCGCCCCCCACACAUCACACCAUUUAAAUCCCAGAGCAGUUACCAAAGAGCCUUUAUUAAGGCAUGACGGCCCUCAAGUCAGGUCCAAGACGCAUCUCCGAGUCCACUAUGCAGACCCAGUGGAAAGCUGCUACCCAGAAGAGGACCCCAGUGUGUACCAGCCCAUUACCAGCAGGAGGCCGUCUGCUCGCUGUCCUCCCCAGCCAAACCCCCCAGGCCGAGCGCUGCUCAAAGGGCUGGGGGACCGCCUUAGGAGGGAGGCCAUGCUCAGGAGCCAAAUGGCUGCUUCUGCCACUAGCUGUGCUCCGACUAGACCUCAUCCCAUCAGCAAAUCUGUGCACACUGUGAGAGCUCCUAUGGGCCGCGCUGCAGAAAUCGAUGUAGAGUACGGUACUGACACGGAGGAGCCAGCUGAGUGCGGUCAAGGGGAGGUGGUGAUGGAGCAGAUGAGCUCAGAGUGGUGGGUGGAUGCAGCUCAGAAGAGCAGACCGCUCCGCCACCCUGGACCCAAGCCUCAGCCACCAAGUGUCACUGCAGGACAGCAGCAAUGGACCAACCAAAUCUCUCUAGCAGAAACAGGGCCAUCACGGCGAGACCAGACACAACUUUCUAAAUCAUCAGCAAUGCACAACAGGCUCCCUACAGGUUGUAUUGAAUCACCAAAGGGGAAAGGCGGCUGCAACAUCCGCCUCUUUGUGGCACUGUUCUCUUAUGAUCCUGCCUCCAUGUCCCCUAACCCCGGGGCUAUAGAGGAGGAGCUGCCCUUUAUCGAAGGACAAAUCAUCCAAGUGUUUGGGGAUAAAGAUGCAGAUGGAUUCUACCAUGGGGAGUGUGCUGGGCGUGUGGGCCUGGUGCCAUGUAAUAUGGUGUCUGAAAUCCAAGUGGAGGAUGAGGAGACACGACAACACCUUCUGAAGCAGGGCACUCUGUCCACAGUGAGCUCUGUAGACAAAUUAGGCAAUUGCACACAUGCACAGCUUCCUCGUCGUGCUGCUCCACCUCCGAAACCCAGGCGAUCCAAGAAAGUGGAGGUUGCCAAUGUGUGGGACACAAGUCAAGAACCCAACAAGCCCCCUGCAGGGGCUGAUGAGAGUAGGCCAGGGGCAGUCGGUGGUGCAGCUGCUCCGUUACCUAACCCUGGUCCAGAGACCCGCAAGAUGGUGGCCAUUUUUGAUUAUGAUCCCAGAGAGAGCUCUCCCAACACAGACAUAGAGGCUGAGCUGACGUUCAGUGCAGGGGACAUCAUACAUGUAAUGGGAGACAUGGACGAAGAUGGCUUCUUCUACGGGGACCUGAACGGACAGCGAGGCCUGGUGCCGUCAAACUUCUUGCAGCCAUUACUGGAAUCCAACACAGCCUCUCUACAUCCUCCAGAGCCUAAAAGAGAGUCCCAGGCUUGUGAGACGAGUUACCAACAAGAUCUAGAGCCUCCAGCGCCACAGGAAGCACACUGCACAGAUACAGAAGCUCCUCGUCGAGACCAGAUAGAGGAGGCCCCAGAGCGGGCCCCAGAGCGGGCCCCAGAGCGGGCCCCAGAAUCUGUUCCGGAAGGGGUCCCAGCACUCUGUGCUGCUGCUGCAGUGGAGCUGAUGGAGGCCCCACCUGAUGCAGACACUGCUCCACAGGGAGACAGCCCCACACAAGCCAAGAAGAAGAAGAGCUUCUUCUCUAAAGGCAAGAGACUCUUUAAAAAGCUGAGCUCCAGUAAGAAAGAAUAAGUUAAGUCCAACUAACAAAAAGCACUUUUACAGGUUUUGUUAGUGUCAGAGUCGUCAGUCUGUGGUUAGUGGCCAUCAGACAAAAUAUCACUAGUAAAUCUGCUGCUAAACCAGUGAUAUAUUUUAUUCUGAGCAUGUUGAAAUGCUUGCUAAUGUAAAGAAACCCGAUUAAAAGUAACAUUUGAUUUACCAUAAAAGCUCACUCCAUAAGAGCUUCACUCCCACACUCAAGCCACUUUAUUUAUAAAAACUAAAGAAUUACAAAGAGCAGUAUGUAUCUAUCAGCGGCACACAUAUGUAUUCUGUGUGGCACUGUCCUGGAGGAUCUAUGUCCUAACAUGAUAUUUACACUAAUGCUAUUUAUUUAUUACAUUGUACAGAACAAUUUCUUUAUAUGUGACAAGUUCUAGUCAGAGCUGGCCUGACCCUUGCUGUUCGCUGAGCGCUGCCAGUUCUACGAUAACAUUUUCAUGAUAAUUUAAGAGUGUCACAGCCUCAGAAAUUACUUGUCUCUCAAGGAUUAUUAAUUUCAGUCUGGCAUACUUUGCAGCAAUUAGCUACGAGUUUCCAGUUUGUAUCUGUUUUCUUCCUCCCAUAUUAUGAAGUCCACAAAGUUUAUCGAAUUCAGGGGUUAUGCCUGAAGGCCCACUCCCCAGACACUUCCUUCAGCCUAUGGGAGUCUCAGUUAAAAAUAAAAUAAGUUUUUUGGGCUGAGACAGAGUGAAAUCACACUACUUACCUGUGUUUGUUCAUUUCAGUAUAUAUACAUAUAUCUGCAGCUGUGACAGUCUGACAUCAGUAUAUUACUACAUUAGAUAUAUUAAAUAGUUAGGAUCGAGGCACCAAGUUUAACUUAGUACAGUCUCUUGUUUCUUGUUCUUCUUUUAACGGAUGUGGGAGGAUUAGCAAUAUAAAAGUGAAGUGCAGCUACCAGCAGUGUUGUGUAGUGUGAAUGUGUGAGUCUGUGUGGUCGUUUCUCAGGUUUACAUAUUACUAAGCCGCUCUUCAACCCUGGCUGCCAUAAACUGCGGCAUAUGCCAAAAUUGUAGGUGCUUUGUCUGUCAAGCACAAUAACUUCAAUGAGGCUUCUGUAGAUUUAGUCAUCAUUAAAGGUGCUCUAUGCAGCUUUUCUGCUGGAGGGUUUUCAUGGAGACUUGUUUGCUUUGCCUGGAAUGUUCCACAGUAUGUCAUUACACUUGUUGUCUUGCAUUUAUUCAAUUACAGGUAUCC